This is a messenger RNA of Lethenteron reissneri (Far Eastern brook lamprey), 6156 nucleotides long. RefSeq lists its product as uncharacterized. The record is from RefSeq and is a predicted model, not a curated record. NCBI's taxonomy places the organism in Eukaryota, Metazoa, Chordata, Hyperoartia, Petromyzontiformes, Petromyzontidae. Gene Ontology annotation, cellular component: plasma membrane. Gene Ontology annotation, molecular function: G protein-coupled receptor activity. Gene Ontology annotation, biological process: adenylate cyclase-activating G protein-coupled receptor signaling pathway; cell surface receptor signaling pathway; negative regulation of angiogenesis.
UCGCCGUUGCAUUGCGCUCGCAGAGCAAUCCGUGUGCUGCCUCCCCUCGCAGCGGCUCGGCUCGUUAAUUAAUCACGGAUCGAUUUACAUUCGCGGAACGCCUCCCCCGUCUUGCAGAUUAACACAAAAAAAACGCAACACCGCCACCACCACCACCAGACCACUUGUUUCAUUAUUUUUAUUAUUUCAUCGACACCAGCAUCAUCACCAUCACCAUCCAGCCAGCAUUAUCUUACACAGCAGCAACAGGAGCGGAUGUCGGCAGAGAACGCGGCCCUAGUUUGACUGAACACCUCACACCCACACCCCCCACCCCCCCAUUUCUUAGCACGUCCGCCGGCUUCGGGACGACAUCGGGCGGCCGCGCGGCGUCAGGCAACGCCGCAGGCUCUGCGGCCUGGGCCUCGGGCCUAGCGGCGGGGGUAGACCACGGCGCUCGGAUAGAGAGCUCUGCCGGCCGAGGCGGGGGUUGGUCGGCCAGAGGGUGCGCGCCCGUGGCGGCGCGGCCCGGCAGGACGCGGUGUCGCUGCCACAGGCUUGAUGCGGCUUUCGCCAUCUUGGCCAGGCGUGAGGCCGACUCGCUGACAUCAGAGGUCGCAAACGGGUUUUGAUUCCUUACCCGUACCCGGCCGCACCAGGGUCGCAAAUGGGACAUGGAUCAGGCGAGCACGUUGUCGCUGACGCUGGUGGUGGGCUGCACAGUUUCUUCGCUCGCCCUCCUCUGCCUCAUUGUGGUCUACGCGCUCUACUGGAGGGUCGUGCGCUCUGAGAGGGCCGUGAUCCUCAUCAACCUCUGCAUCUCCAUCAUCUCCUCCAACGGACUCAUCCUGCUGGCGCAGACGCUCAUGCAGCAGAGGGCCGCGUGUGUGGCCACGGCCGCUUUGCUGCACUUCACGUUCCUGGCGUCGUUCUGCUGGGUCCUGGCCGAAGCGUGGCACGCCUAUACCGCCGUGGGCGGGCGUCUCCGCCGACGACUCAUCCACAAGCGCUUCCUGCUGCUCGGAUGGGGCUUCCCGGCGAUGACGGUCGCCUUUUCCUGUGGCCUCACGAAGAUGAAGGGAUACGGAACCCACAGCUACUGCUGGCUCUCUUUGGAGGGUGGACUUCUCUACUCUUUCGUGGGACCGGCUGCUGUCGUGGUGCUGAUUAACAUGGUGAUUGGAAUUCUGGUCUUCAAUAAACUCGUCACGAGAAACGGCGUGCCCGACAAGAUCCGGAAGGAUGCCCCCCACCGUCACCCGGGAGAGCAACCCAACGGCUCCACCCUGCGCUGCUCCAAAUGCGGCGCCAUGUCCAGCAGCUCCCUGAGAGACUCCACUCACAGCAACGCCAUGGCCUCCCUGUGGAGCUCGUGCGUGGUGCUGCCUCUGCUCGCGCUCACGUGGAUGUCGGCCGUGCUAGCCAUCACCGACCGCCGCUCGUCGCUCUUCCAGGUCCUCUUCUCCGUGUUCGACUCGCUGCAGGGCCUCGUCAUCACCGCGGUGCACUGCUUCCUGCGGCGCGAGGUCCAGGUUGCUAUCCGUCGCCGUCUCCGAGGCUGUCAGGGGGAGGUGAACGACUGCAGCGUGAAUCUUCCCAACGGCCACUCCGUCAUGAUGGGUUGUGAAAAAAGCUUGGACGGCACUUGCACAGAAGACCCCAGCAAGGAGGCCUUGAUUGGCCCGGCCUUCCCCGUACUGCACCACCCCCACCUCGACACCGACGCCACUGAUGGCGCCCAAGAAGGUGAUGAUGAUGAAGGAGGAGGAGGAGGCGAUGACGAUGACGGUGGCGAUGACUGUGACCACGACGAUGCCGACGACGGCAACAACGGCAGCGAUGCCGAAGCGGCGGUCGCGCAACCGGCGGACGGAGAGGCGGGCGCAGCCGGGAAGAGUUCUGGAGCCAAACGGGAUGGGGCAGCCGGGGCAGCUGGGGAGGGUGACGGGACAGAGGGGCCAUCUGGGGAUCUUCCUGGGGAGGCCGAGGCCUGUGCCGGGGCAGCGGCAGCCACGGAGGGAGCCGGGGGAGAAGCGGGAACUGGAUCUGGAAGCAGAACUGGAGUCGGUCUUGGAGCCGGGUGCCGGGGUGCGCACGUGGGGAGCAACGCUGCACCCGCCCAGCCGGCGCCCCCCAGCCUCGUGGAGUCAGUGCCCCUGCUCACGCAGAGACCGUACACCUACCUGGGCUCGGAGGGCAUCAACGAACUGCAGAAUUAUUGCACGCGGAGGGACGAGGGCGAGGGGUCCGGGAACUCCAGCGACGCCCGCUCGCAGUCGAGCGACGUCACGUCCGCCCCGGUCGCGGGCAACUCGGGGAAGAAGGCGGUGGGCGGAGGGGUCCCCGGGAAGACGGACGCCGGCGACGCGGUGUCCAACGCCAGCGAGAGCUCGCUCGAGCGACGAAAGUCCAAGUACUCCGACCUGGAUUUUGAGAAAAUCAUGCACACGAGAAAGAGACACAAGGAGAUGUUGAACCAGCCGUUCAUGGACAAAGACACCGUCAAGGUGGACUCGGAGGAGCCGCUGCGGAGCAGGACGGCUCAACCUGCGCACGCCGCUCCGCACCCCUCGCACCCACACAUGCAGCAGCCGCUGUCCGCCCAGCAGCAGCAGCAGCAGCAACAGCAGCUGCUUCUGCUGUCGCUGCAGCAGCCGCACCCGACGCAGCCACUGAUGCAGCAGCAACCGCUCACUCACGCGCUCCACCAGCAGCAGCAGCUGCAGUUGCUGUCGCUCCAGCAAGCGCAUCAGCAAGCGCACGCGACGCAUCAGGCGCACCCCCUGUUGCCGCCCCCCUACGCCCACGGCGGGGGAGGGGUCCCGCGUAUCCCCGGCCUUCACCAGGGCGGCCCCCCCCUCCUCUUCCCCCAAGCGAGCACUCGGCGCCCGCCGGCCUAUACCCCGUGCCCCGCCCCCUCUUCCUCCGCCUCCUCUUCCGCCUCCUCCUCGUCCGCUGCUACCUGCUGCUCGGCGGCUGUUGCAGGGCAGCAGCAGAAGCAUCAGCAGAAGCAGCAGCAGCAGCAGCUGCCGCCCCCUCUGCCGUUGCGCCCCCCGCGGCGAUCGGUGGAGUGCGAGCGGCCCGGGGCGGAGUUGCCGCUGGUCUACCAGGAGGGCGACCUGCAGACGGAGGUGUGAUGGUGACGGUGGUGACGGUGGCGGCGGUGACACUGGUAACGGUGAUGUUGACGGUGAUAACACUGACAAUGAUGAUGAUGACGGUGGUGGUGAUGGUGGUGAUCGUGGUGAUGGUGGCGGUGACACUGGUAAUGGUGACUGUGGUGGUGGCGGUGACCGUUGUAACACUGGCAGCAACGGCGACAAAAGUGGUGUCGAUGGUGAUGGGAAUGACAUUGGUGGUGGUGACGGUGGCGAUGACGCCCGGGGAUGGUUAUAGGAAUGGCGAUAACAAUGUUGAUGGUGACAACGAUGAUAAUGAUGGUGGUGGUCACGAGAAUGGUGGUGGCGAUAGCACUGGUCACACUGAUGCCGGUGAUGGUAGCGACGGUGGGUGAUGGCGGUGGUGGCGGCGGCGCAUUGAUGACGAUGGGCAUAACAACAGUGGCGGCGGUGAUAUUGUUGUGGCGUGACCAUGGCGACGGUGACGAUGGUCGUGGAUGCGACGGCGAUGACGUGGAUAACGACAGCAGCAGCAGCGAUGAUGGUGAUGUUGCUGAUAAUGACUGAUGAUGAUAUGAAGACAACAAUGAACCCUCUCUGCUGCUGGUGUGAAGUGAUGGUGACGGUGGUCAUGGUGGUGACGACGGUGGUGGUGGUGAUGGUGACGGUGGUCAUGGUGGUGACGACGGUGGUGACGACGGUGGUGGUGACGGUGGUCAUGGUGGUGACGACGCUGGUGGUGGUGAAUGACGGUGGUGGUGGCGGUGGUCAUGGUGGUGAUGGUGAUGGUGACGGUGGCCAUGGUGGUGACGACGGUGGUGGUGACGGUGGUCAUGGUGGUGAUGGUGGUGACGACGUUGAUGGUGACUGUGGUGGUGGCGGUGGUGGUGGUGACGACGGUGGUGGUGGUGAUGACGACGGUGGUGGUGGCGGUGACGACGGUGGUGACGACGGUGGUGGUGGUGGUGGCGGUGGUGAUGGUGACGACGGUGAUGGUGGUCGUGGUGGUGGAGAGGGCAACACGAUUGACCGACUCGUACUUUGAGACGGCACAUUGCAUUGGGGGUCACUCGUAGAACACUGGAUAUUUUUUGUUAUAUUAUCAUAUACAAUCCAUUGUUCAUUCGCAGAGUCAAACAGUCUCUUAGCCAGUCUUAAGACGCAGACAUGUAGAGUAAACACACGUUUUUAUCUGUGUUUGAGGCAAUGUUAAUGAUGAUGGUGCCAAGUUGUUUUACAAAUCAUAUCUAUAUAUGUUGCGUGCACUUAAUCUACUGUCAAGACGAUCGCUUCUAUAUUUUAUUGACCCAGUACAGCAAGUAGGUUGUUCAAGGUUCUCUUGCCAUAGUUGAGUUUUGCAAGUUAUUCCCGUACCCUACACGUGGCUUUCUCCAGGCACUGCUUAUGUUGGUACUAAACGUUCGUCUUCUAAAAGUAAUUGGCCAAACAUCCCAAUGCAAAGAUGCUCCUUAAUACUGGGUAAUAGUUUUUUUUUUAUCUGAAAAAUUCAAUGCUUACGAGAUGGAUUCCAUUACAUUUGAAUGCAGGCAAUUAUGCAAAUCUGGCAUGUCCAUUUUAUUUUAAUUAACAUGCCAUGGUAGACUUUAAUUUGAUUCGAAUCGUUUUCAUUAUGAAUGUUACUUUGUGUGCAUGUCUGUACGUACACGUGUGUGUGUGUGUGUAACCACAGCGGCAGUGAAUUGGUUAGCGCUACGAACCCGGCCACCUGAAUUCGAUUUCCACUCACGGCCAACACCCAGUGACGAUUAUCUGAAUCGGUCCUGGGCUUCCCCUAGGUCGACUCUGCCUCAAAUAAAUACCUGGUGCAGUGUAUAAACAUCGCCAUUGGGGAGACAAAGGCGGCCGGGCGUGGUAAUGGCCACCCACCCCCUCGUGUGCCAUGCCGGGUUUCGUAGGUGCUCGCUAACAGCACUUUCCCCAACAGUCUGUUUAGGCUAUACGGGGAUCUUUGUUUUGUGUGUAAACACACACGUAUACGCACAGGAUACACACCUACCAAUGCUGUGAAUGCAUCGGUUCCUGUAUUGUACAUAUGUAUCAGUGUGUACAUAUUCUUGUGUAUAUAGAUGUGUACAUAUCGCUAUAGGUUACAUGGGGAGCGGUGGAGCAGAUGUUCACACACCACACCACGAAUCCCGGCAACCCGAGUUCGAUUCCUAGCCGCGAUGCACGUCACCAUUUAGUAACUGCACUGGCCUGGGCCACCGCUAGGUUGACUCUGCCUGAAGUAAUACCAGGUGUGGCAGUGCUGUUAGUGGUUGUGGGUCUUGAUAAUAUAUCAGCCUUGGGUUGGAGACUAGGUGGCUGGGUGUGUGAGUUGUUUGUGUGUGCGAGUAUCUUUGUGUGUGUGUGUAGGGAGCGGCGGCAUCGCGGUUAGCGCCACGAUGCGCUACGAAUCUGGCGACCCGGGUUCGAUUCCCGCUCACGGCCAACACCCAGUGACGAUCAUCUGAACCGUUCCCGGGCCUCCCCUAGGUCGACUUGGCAUCAAAUGAGUACCUGGUGCGGUGUGUACAUCAUCGGCACUCGGGAGACAAAGGCGGCCGGGCGUGGUGUUGGCCACCCACCCCCUCGUGUGCCGUGCCAUCCUAUAUAGAUGCUCGCUAACAGCACUUGCCCCAACAAUCUGUUAAGGCUAUAAGGGGCGAUCUUUAUCUUUGGUGCAGUGCUUUAGCGCACCGCACUACGAACCCAGCGACUCGAAUUCAAUUUCCACUCUGGUCCUAGACCUCCCUGAAGUUGACUCGACCGGGUUGAACAGCCCGUGCAGUGUCGAAACAUCAGCAUUGGGGAGACAUAGGUGCUCGCUCACAGCACUUGUCCCAAAAGUGUGUUUAGGCUAUAUGGGGGGGGUCUUUGUCUUUUGUGUGCGAGUGCAUGUGUGCAUGUGUGCGCGAGUGUGAUCUUAGUGGCGGAGUAGGGUCUGAACCUGUCCUGGGGUUCCCCUAUGUCAACUCGGCCUUCAAUGAGUACCUGGUACCGCUCGCAAUGAGUGCGGGUGGCGUGGGUAGAGAUUCUCCGGCCGGCCGGUCCGGCG